Ornithorhynchus anatinus (platypus) is the source of this 3318-nucleotide messenger RNA. It is a transcript of the gene TRPC6, whose product is annotated as transient receptor potential cation channel subfamily C member 6. Gene Ontology annotation, molecular function: inositol 1,4,5 trisphosphate binding; store-operated calcium channel activity; protein binding. The coding region runs from base 207 to 3125 and encodes 972 amino acids. The transcript is spliced from 14 exons. Gene Ontology annotation, biological process: regulation of cytosolic calcium ion concentration; manganese ion transport; calcium ion transmembrane transport. Lineage: Eukaryota; Metazoa; Chordata; Mammalia; Monotremata; Ornithorhynchidae. The record is from RefSeq and is a predicted model, not a curated record. Gene Ontology annotation, cellular component: cation channel complex; membrane.
GAGGCUGGUCUUGGUUCUGGGCUGGUUUGGGUCCUGGUCCUCAUCUGGUCCUGAGGCUGGUCCUGGUCCCGGGGCCGGUCCCGCUCCUCCCCAUCUUCUCCCCUCGGCGUUUCCCGAGGCUCCUCCCGCGGGCCAGCGGGUCGUCGUCGUCGUCGUCGUCUCCGGCCGGACUGGCCUUCGCCCCCCCGGGCCCCGGAGCCCCCGGGAUGGACCCCCCGGGGCCCUACCGUCCCGGCCGCCCCCGCAACGACAGCCAGGACUAUUUGCUCAUCGACUCGGAGCUGGGCGACCAAGCCCAGCCCCAGGGCUAUCACCCAGCCGGACGAGGAACAGAGAGCAGAUUAGCACAUCGGCGGCAGACCAUCCUCCGAGAGAAGGGGAGAAGGUUGGCAAACCGAGGUCCGGCGUACAUGUUCAGUGACCGGUCGACCAGCCUCUCCAUCGAGGAGGAACGCUUUUUAGAUGCAGCAGAAUAUGGUAACAUCCCAGUUGUGCGCAAAAUGUUGGAAGAAUGCCUCUCCCUCAACGUGAAUUGCGUCGACUACAUGGGACAGAACGCUCUGCAGCUCGCCGUCGCCAACGAGCACCUGGAGAUCACCGAACUUUUGCUUAAGAAAGAAAACCUGUCUCGGGUGGGAGACGCGUUGCUGUUGGCUAUCAGUAAAGGGUACGUUCGGAUAGUGGAAGCCAUCCUAAACCACCCUGCGUUUGCAGAGGGCAAGAGGCUGGCCACCAGCCCCAGCCAGUCCGAAAUACAGCUGGAUGAUUUUUACGCCUACGACGAAGAUGGCACACGGUUCUCCCACGACGUCACCCCCAUCAUUCUGGCCGCCCACUGCCAGGAGUACGAGAUCGUCCACACCCUCCUGAGGAAAGGAGCCCGGAUCGAGAGACCCCAUGACUAUUUCUGCAAGUGCAGCGAGUGCAACCAGAAGCAAAAAAAUGACUCGUUCAGCCAUUCUAGAUCCAGAAUUAAUGCCUACAGAGGCCUGGCAAGUCCCGCUUAUCUGUCCCUGUCUAGCGAAGACCCCGUCAUGACAGCCUUAGAACUUAGCAAUGAACUGGCUGUGCUUGCGAACAUUGAGAAAGAAUUCAAGAAUGACUACAAAAAAUUGUCUGUGCAGUGCAAGGACUUUGUGGUUGGGCUUCUUGAUCUGUGCAGAAAUACAGAAGAAGUGGAAGCCAUUCUGAACGGGGAUGUUAAAAUGAAUCCUCACGGUGGGAAGCAGGGUCGUCCAAGUCUGAGCCGCCUAAAAAUGGCUAUUAAAUACGAAGUCAAAAAAUUUGUAGCCCAUCCAAAUUGCCAACAGCAGCUCCUCUCCAUCUGGUAUGAGAAUCUUUCCGGUUUAAGGCAGCAGACGAUGGCGGUGAAGUUCUUGGUGGUGCUUGCAGUUGCAGUGGGGCUGCCAUUUCUGGCUAUGGUUUACUGGAUUGCUCCAUGCAGCAAGUUGGGGAAGAUAAUGCGUGGCCCCUUCAUGAAGUUUGUAGCACACGCUGCUUCAUUCACCAUUUUUCUUGGUCUGCUAGUCAUGAAUGCAGCUGACAGAUUUGAAGGCACCAGUCUCCGCCCUAAUGAAACUAAAACAGAUGAUUCAAGACAGCUGUUCAGGAUGAAAACAUCCUGCUUCUCAUGGAUGGAGAUGCUCAUUAUAUCCUGGGUAAUAGGCAUGAUAUGGUCUGAAUGUAAAGAAAUCUGGUCUCAAGGUCCCAGGGAAUAUUUGUUUGAGCUUUGGAACAUGCUUGAUUUUGGUAUGUUAGCGAUCUUCGCAGCAUCCUUCAUUGCAAGGUUUAUGGCGUUUUGGCAUGCUUCCAGAGCCCAGAAAUAUGUCGAUGAGAAUAUGACAGAUUUGACAGCUGCUUCACUGGAAGAAAACAUAAAGUACUAUACCUUGGCCAGGAUAAAGUGGGAUCCGUCUGAUCCUCAGAUCAUAUCGGAAGGCCUUUAUGCGAUUGCUGUGGUUCUAAGCUUCUCCAGGAUAGCUUACAUAUUACCAGCUAAUGAAAGCUUCGGACCGCUACAGAUAUCACUUGGGAGAACUGUAAAGGAUAUCUUCAAGUUCAUGGUCAUAUUUAUCAUGGUGUUUGUGGCCUUCAUGAUAGGAAUGUUCAACCUCUACUCCUACUACUUGGGAGCUAAACAGAAUGAAGCCUUCACCACAGUGGAAGAAAGCUUUAAGACAUUGUUCUGGGCUAUAUUUGGACUUUCCGAAGUGAAAUCAGUGGUCAUCAACUACAACCACAAAUUCAUCGAGAAUAUUGGUUACGUCCUGUAUGGAGUCUAUAAUGUUACCAUGGUCAUUGUUUUGCUGAACAUGCUAAUUGCAAUGAUCAACAGCUCAUUCCAGGAGAUUGAGGAUGAUGCUGAUGUGGAAUGGAAGUUUGCAAGGGCUAAACUCUGGUUUUCCUACUUUGAAGAAGGGAGGACCCUCCCUGUACCCUUCAACCUGGUGCCAAGUCCGAAAUCUCUGUUUUAUCUCUUACUCAGAAUUAAAAAAUGGAUUUCCGAACUGUUUCGGGGCUGUAAGAAAGGUUUUCGGGAAGAUGCAGAGAUGAAUAAGAGAAAUGAAGAGAAGAAAAUUGGAAAAUUAGGAAGUAAUGAAGAACUUGCAAAUUUAUCACUUGACAAAAAACAGACUGUAGGGGCAAAGGAGGUCUCGGGAAGGAAGGCAGUGAGUGGGAGACUGAAAACCCUGAAGAGCCACUUAGACUCCUCAGGGAGUUCCUGUUUGGCCACGACCAACCUUCCUCUCGUUUUCUGGAAGAAGAUUGGACCAUUUGAGUUGAUCCAUCUGGCUUGUUUAGGGCUAUCGAUUCUCGGUCACAGAAAGCAGUCAAGUAUAAGAAGCUCAGAAGAUCUUCAUCUGAAUAGUUUGAACAACCCCCCAGGACAAUACCAGAAAAUAAUGAAGCGACUCAUUAAAAGAUACGUGCUGAAAGCUCAGGUGGACAAGGAGAGCGAUGAAGUCAAUGAAGGUGAACUGAAGGAAAUCAAACAAGAUAUCUCAAGUCUGCGCUAUGAACUUCUUGAGGAAAAAUCCCAGAAUACAGAAGAUUUAGCAGAACUUAUUAGGAAACUUGGGGAGAAAUUGUCGAUUGAUUCAAAUCAAGAAGAAAGCAAGAGAUAGCAAGAACUCCUUUUGUAUGAAGUUCAAAUUCCAAUGCCUUUGAAGCCAUAUUCUUUCCUCUUUUUUAAUUUAGCCCUUAUUUUGAACCAUGUAUAGAGAUGAACUCAUUCCAGUUAUUUUUAAUGAGAGUUAACCUUUAUUUUUCUUUCGUUGGGAAGAGAUCAUGAAAAAAUAAAAUUAGAACUUGAACCAA